Molecule: messenger RNA, 2823 nt
Organism: Ooceraea biroi (clonal raider ant)
Lineage: Eukaryota; Metazoa; Arthropoda; Insecta; Hymenoptera; Formicidae
Product: ribosomal RNA small subunit methyltransferase NEP1
Biological process (GO): rRNA base methylation
Cellular component (GO): small-subunit processome; nucleus
Molecular function (GO): rRNA (pseudouridine) methyltransferase activity; rRNA binding
Source: RefSeq, a predicted model, not a curated record
AUGAGUCAUAAAAGGAAGAAACGCGGCGAAGAUGAUUAUGAAUACGAUCCAGCUCCUAAGCAUCUGCAGGUGGGACACAUCAGAAAUCAAGAAAAGCGCCUCAUCGUUAUACUGGAGAAUGCUCAAUUGGAAUCUGUGAAGAAUGGGAGCGCUUUCGAGCUAUUGAACUGUGACGACCAUGUAGGCAUCCUGAAAAAGAAUAAUCGUUUUCCCGGUACCUGCAGGCCAGAUAUCACUCACCAAUGUUUGUUAAUGUUAAUGGACAGUCCACUAAACAGAGCUGGCUUGCUGCAAGUCUACGUUCACACAAACCAGAAUGUUCUGAUCGAGAUUAACCCACAGACCAGGAUACCGAGGACAUUUAAACGCUUCGCUGGAUUGAUGGUGCAAUUGUUACACAAGUACAAUAUUAGGGCGUCCGAUGGACCGAUGAAGCUUCUCAAAGUGAUCAAGAAUCCCAUAUCGGAUCACUUGCCAGUCGGCUGCCGUAAGAUUCUGAUGUCAUUUAAUGCGAAUAAAGUGCAGAACCCCAAAGAGCUCGUUCCUGCUGAAGAACCGAUCGCGAUCGUAGUUGGAGCAAUGGCACAUGGCCAGGUCAAAGUGAAUUACACGGAAGAUACGAUCUCGAUCAGCAACUAUCCUCUUUCCGGUGCCAUCACGUGCAGCAAGUUGUGCACGGCAUUCGAGGAAGUUUGGGAAAUAGUUUAAUCAAAUUAUACAAUAUUAAAAUUAGAUUUUACUAUAUUUUGUGUAUAUAAUUUUAUUUCAACCACACUCCAUCGAUUUUGCAGAGAGCAAACUGUUACACGUUAAUUCAAAAACGAAUAAAGAUGUAUUUAAGUAUAAACUAAAUAAUACUCAGCCAGACUAAAUAACCAAACAGCAAACUUUUAUUCAACCACUUCUGGCAGUUUAUUGAUGUUAACAAUGCACAACGUGCAGAAGUGGUCGAAUAAAAGAUAUAUUUGUCUAGGAGCUUUUAUUUGUGAAAGCUUCAAAGAAAGUAAAGAAUGCAAGGAAUUUAAAGAAUUUUGAAGCAGUCGGAAUUUCGUACGUUACGUCUUUUAUGUAUUCUACUCCAAAGAACAAAUUUUCCAAGCAAGCGUAAAAAUUUAUUGCCCACUUGCCGAUCCCUGCUCUAUGCAAUUCCACUGUAAAAGAGAAAUUGAACGUAUUGUCGUACUCGUAAAUUUCAAAUCACAACGCGAGGCAUGCGGAACGAGUCUGCUUAGUCAUCUUUAUCUUGAUCCCCAGAAAAAUUCUCGGAAGCGGCUUUUGAAAAUUUUGUCAUCGCUUUCUCUCUCUUUGAAAAAGAGGGAGCAAGAUACCCGAGGCCCCAAAAUUCCUCAGGUACGUGAAGCGAUAAGCCUACCGUUAUCGUUCGUUAGUACACGUGUCGUAAAAGCUGCGACCGUCGUGCUAGGGAGACCGAACAAUUGGGCCGCAUCGGGACCGUGUCGCGGGCAAGCACCAAUCGUUGCGAACCAUUCGAAACGAGAAAAGUCGAGACUACCUACAACCUACGACUGGAAAGGGAAACCGAGGAAACCGACUGGAAAAAACGCACAGUUCUCGCUGCACCGUCGUGCACAGUACAUCGCCCACGCGUAUGCGUUCUUUUUUACUUCUCGUGCUCGCGUGAGUCAGUCAACAGGGAACGGCUCAACGCGCGUUUACAGUGCGGUUCCGUCGGAGUCUCGAUACGUCGAUGUAACGAGUUAAAAAUCGACGGUUCCGAGCUACGUCCGCCGCUUCGCAUGGCACCACGACGUGUUCGUUCACGCUCGCGGUGAGUCGUCGUCACUGGUGCGGAUUGUGGACAAUCGACGACACUCGUCCGGACUUUGCACGGAGGUCGGCCAUCUUGUGCGUCCGCGGUGCAGCCGCGCAGUAGGCGGCACGAUGCAUCAUCGGCGGGUGAUCAGUGAUUCCGCUCGAAGAAUUGGCAGUUGAGAACGUUAGUUCCUUACAAAAUUACCUUAUUUCUCGUGAGCAUGCGACAGAGACGCUGCGAGCGAUUCACGUGCGAGUGCCCGACUUGACUCGCGUAGUGCGGCGUGCGCCACGAGUAUACCACGAGGAUGCCUGCCGCUGCCAAUCGACGAUUCGCGCGUAUCGCGGCCAAGAGUGACGGGUAGAGAGAGCUCGCAGUAGCGCGAAUUUUCACGUUCGCGGGCGACGCGCCUCGCGCGCUCGCCACGUGCUCGCGGCGACGACGCGCGCCUCACGAGGGCGAAGGUCGGGCGCCCGCGCGCGUCGCCAUGUUGGGGACGACGUUGAACGGAAACCGGACUCGGACUCGGUGACGACGUGCACGUCACGGCGACGACUCGAGGGCGGCCACGCGGUGACGCGUGUGCCCGCCACGUGCCGCCGGUUGCCGGAAUCGUCGCUCGCGAGGCGCCCGCCGAUCGGCACUCGCGAGGCGCAAUUAUGGAUUUUGCGCCGCACGCUUUCCCAUGAUGCGUCGCGUGGCAACGGCAGGAACGCGCGGAAUCGAACCGUUACGCGAGCGACGAGCGGCCGCUGCCGAGACCCGGAGGCUCGCGGAGGUUACCGCCGAGCGUUCCUGGCGCGACGGGCCACCUCGUCGCGUCACGACGAACAAUUUAUCGUUAUCACGUACUGUCCAACGAUAUGGCAUGGUGUAUAAUCGAUCUCUCCGCAUGCAAGAGUGCAUUAUGGGUGAUAUCAGGGAAUGGCGGAACGUAACUGUUAAUUUUUGGAUUGGUUAAUCAACAGUAGGUAUAAGCCGAAUAAAGAUUUAUCAACUGUAGUAUGUAUAUAUCGCAUCUGUUAUGUAUAUUACAAGUAUCGAAAUGA